AUGACGACCACUAUAUUCGAUGAUCUCCUCGAUGGACUGAAUCCCAAGAUCCAGAAAGAAUACACCGAAGCCAAAGUGGCUCUCAAGAUCGCGCUCGACUACUCACCUCGCCGGCCUCUCUGCGGAUUCGUUAUAAACGUCCUCAAGGCUCUAAAUCAGACGAAUCAGCUGAAAGGGAUGCCAUUCGAGGCCUUACUCAACACCGCGGAAAUUCCCUCCAUCAGACUCCGUUCCACUAGUGAUCCACCCUCCAUCAUCGCCGAGAAAGUCCUGCACGAGCUAGAGUUGAAGUUGUCCGAAAUCUCGAGGUCCAGGUCGAGUGUUCCGGGGGAACUACGCUGGCAGUCGUUCCUGGGAGAGAAGUGUAAGGGGUCCGUCUGGAUUGAGUACGGUGGAAACCUGGACUUGAGCCACAUACCGGGUCGCGUGAUUAUCAAGAAAGGGGUAGCCUGA
This is a messenger RNA of Anthostomella pinea, 453 nucleotides long. Lineage: Eukaryota; Fungi; Ascomycota; Sordariomycetes; Xylariales; Xylariaceae. The record is from the annotation of a GenBank genome assembly.